CAAAAUCCAACCUCUUCAACUUCUCCCUCUCAUCUCAUCUUCUCAGCGACAAUGAUGUCAUCAAAACCAAAUCGUCGGCAAAAAGGCAAACAGAAAUCCGACUUUGUUCAGAAACCCCCCAACCAACUGAAUUUCAAUAAGGAUGAUGAGGAUGAAGAAGUACGUGAAACAGUUAAGGUCAGAAAACUGAACGGCGUCGAUUUCAACACACAGGGUCAGGUCGACGAUCUCAGAAACAUGAUUUCUGCUGAACAGGUGACAAAGCCAUCAACAUCUAACUCAAGUCGACGAAAAGGCAAGAAUUCCAACUAUGUUCCGAAACCCAAGCAGGUGGAGCAACCAACAGUGAACUGGUUGGAUCUUCCGUCGGAUGUAACGGCUAAUAUACUCUCUAGAAUUGGCGUGUUUGACAUAAUUGAGAAUGCCCAAAAAGUGUGCACUACUUGGUAUCAAAUUUGUAAGGAGCCCGCUAUGUGGAGGGCUGUUUCAAUGGACCAAUCACCUCUGUGGACUGUCUGUCAGAAGAUUUGUAAGCAUGUUGUGAAUAGAAGCCAAGGCCAGAUGGUUGAUAUCUCUAUCAAGGACUUUUGCGAUAGAGACCUUCUUCAGUAUAUUACUUAUAGAUCAACUCAGCUUAGACGUCUUGAAGUUAUCCAUUUCUUUGGUAGAUCGGGUAAAGUUUGGGGUGGAUCUUUGAAGAAAUUCUCAUUAUUGGAGGAUCUCAGCCUUGAAAAUACAAUAAUCUCAGACAAAGAUAUCGAAGUUGCUGGCCACCACUGUCCUCUGCUAAAGAAACUUAAAAUUAAUCAAAAAGCAUAUUUACUAUAUGGUGAUUAUGAUGAGUCCAUGACUUACAGGAAUGCAUUAGCUGUAGCAAUUGGAAAAGACCUACCUGAGUUAAGGCAUCUUGAACUCAUUGGAAAUACCAUGACGAAUAUUGGGUUAAAGGCAAUUCUGGAUGGCUGUCAUCACCUUGAAUCACUUGAUUUGCGUCGGUGUUUGUAUAUUGAUCUUAAGGGAGACCUUGGAAAAAGAUGUUCGGAACAGAUCAAACAUCUAAAGCUUCCUCAUGAUUCUCUUGAAGGCUAUCAACAUCUUGAGUUGCCAGAUGAUGUUCCUGAGCCCGACUAUUUUAAUGAUUAUUGCUAUGGUGGCUUAACUUGUUCUAGUUCUGAUGAUUCUGAUGUUGAAAUGGAUUAUAAUACAUUUUUGUCAAUGUUGUGAUGUUGAAUGACGCGAUGGGUUAUGGCUAGGUG
Erigeron canadensis is the source of this 1256-nucleotide messenger RNA. RefSeq names its product putative F-box protein At4g05475. The record is from RefSeq and is a predicted model, not a curated record. Gene Ontology annotation, molecular function: protein binding. Bases 52 to 1224 code for a protein of 390 amino acids. The transcript has 4 exons. Lineage: Eukaryota; Viridiplantae; Streptophyta; Magnoliopsida; Asterales; Asteraceae.